Molecule: messenger RNA, 474 nt
Organism: Spodoptera litura
Lineage: Eukaryota; Metazoa; Arthropoda; Insecta; Lepidoptera; Noctuidae
Source: RefSeq, a predicted model, not a curated record
UUGAUUGACAUUAAAACAUAUACAAUGAAUUUUAAAUUGUUUAUUUUUGCAUAUAUUUUAGAAAUUGCAUCAGCAGCUAUCUUUAGGGAAAGCAGAGAGCUGGGCCCGGGCAUUCGAAAAGGUUGCUAUGUAGAAUCGUUGGGUAGGUACCUUAAGGGUGGUAAGAUGGUAGAAGACGUCUUUUGCGGUCGGUAUGAAUGCUACGAUAACGAAAUUACUAUAACCACUUGCCCUGUCGUGGACACUGAUGAUCCGGAAUGCAAAAUAUUCUCACUUGACAUAGAAGGCCUAGUGUAUCCGUUUUGCUGUCCCCGAAUAACUUGUGGAGAUGAAAGUAAACAACAGGAAUAUGAUUAUUUGCGUCAAAGACUUCUCGCAUCGGUACUUAGUUAAUCAUUGCUAAGAUCUCGUCAUGAAAUGUAUUAACUGGUUUGGUGAUAUUAUUUGACCUGGAGAAUAUUUAUAUUAUGUUAA